This is a messenger RNA of Corylus avellana, 8081 nucleotides long. Its product is annotated as ribosome 60S biogenesis amino-terminal protein. Gene Ontology annotation, cellular component: nucleolus. Gene Ontology annotation, biological process: maturation of 5.8S rRNA from tricistronic rRNA transcript (SSU-rRNA, 5.8S rRNA, LSU-rRNA); maturation of LSU-rRNA from tricistronic rRNA transcript (SSU-rRNA, 5.8S rRNA, LSU-rRNA). The record is from RefSeq and is a predicted model, not a curated record. NCBI's taxonomy places the organism in Eukaryota, Viridiplantae, Streptophyta, Magnoliopsida, Fagales, Betulaceae.
GAGAAAAAGAGAGUUCUUGCACAACACAGAGCCAAAACCCUUGGUUGCUCUGUGCCCUUAAACCCCACUUCCCCACACUAACAAACACACACUAAGCAAAGGAACGAAGCUCGGCCUCCGACCAAGUUAUGGUAGACGGUGAUGAUAAGAGUGAGGUUGAAGGAGAAGAGGUUCCAACGUAUGAAGUUAAAGUUACCCAUGAAGCUAAACUUAGAGAACUAUUGCAUAAGGUCAAUUCCAUUGAGAUAAAGUUAUGUUCGGAUGGUGUGAAGGAGUUUAUUAAGUUACUGAAAGGUAACACUGGAGGUGAAUUGCUCUAUCUAUAUGUUAGGAGUUCUUCCAAGUUCUCUGAGCUACUAGAUGCUUGGAAGCUUCGACGAGGGAAGCCCGGAUUGUCAUAUGUGUUGUCAUUGGUUUCUACUAUUCUGGGCCAUCCUUAUGGGAUGUAUGAUCCGAAGAAUGUGGAGAGAAUAUCUAUUAGCAGGGUCCUCGACAAGUUUGCAAAAUUGCUUAUUGAAGAAUACAUGGCAGAUGUUUAUAAGGAACUCAAUAGUAAAGAAGUGAAGUGCCAAAAGGCUGCUCUUUUGCUAAUGGCUUCAAUUGUUCGACGAGGGUCGGGAUUGGCUUCUGAGUUUGCAAAGAAAUUUGACUUCAAGCUCAAGGUGUUUUCCAAGCUCGCUGAAUAUAAAAAGAACCGAAAUGAGAAGAGAAUGAAGCGCUCAUUAAGGAAGGCAUUUGUUGGCUUUGCAAUGUCAUUUUUGGAGGUGGGGAGGCCUGGAUUGUUGAGGUGGGUCCUGCAGCAGAAGGAAAUGUAUUCUGGUGUCUUUCGUGGGCUUGGGAAUGAUGAUGACGAGACUGUUAUUUAUGUUUUGUGCACAUUACGUGAUAGGAUUCUCGUGGAAGAGUCCUUGGUGCCUCCAGGUCUUAGAAGUGUUCUUUUUGGGAGUGUUACUCUAGAACAAUUGGUCAGCGUUUCUGGUAGAGAGAAUGGUGGGCCUGCUGCAGAGUUGUCAUACCGUAUGCUAGUCCUCGUUUGCACUGAUCCUUGUAAUGGUUUGAUGCCAGAUUUGGAGAGGCGCCCAAGUCCAUUGAAGGGUAAUCCAAAGCGACUUGUUGGACUCAUGAAGAAGCUAAAAGCGACUGAGAUUGGCUAUCACAGAGACUUGCUUUUGGCUAUUGUUAGUGGGAGUCCCUCUUUUGGUUCAGCAUACAUGGAAGACUUCCCUUACAACCUGGAAGAUUUUGCAUCACCAACCUGGUUUGCUACGGUUUCUCUGGCAGCAAACUUGGUUUCCUCAGUAGGCGCUGGCUGUCAUUUUGGUUUCCUUGAUUCUCAAUGUCAUCCCACUUCGUUUGAUAAUGAGGAAGUGCAGAGUAUCUUGAAAUGCUUGUUUCCCCGUCCAUUCAGCCGGUCAGUAAUCAAUAAGGGGUUGCUUCACUCGGAUUUUCUUGUGAAGCAUGGAACUCUAAGGCUUCUUUUGGAGGCACUGAAGUUGCUGGACUCCUUCAUUGGUGUUUUGAAUCAUAGUUCUUAUUUGAGUGAUCAAAUGAUGCAAGGCUGGGCAUCUCUUAAGCAAGAAAUUCAGAAUGAAGUCCGAACUUCACUCCCUGAUCCCCAAGUUUUACUGACUCUUCUUUCUUCUCUGACACGCCACUCCACUCGUGAGUCAUGUUUGAAGAGAACAGCAGAUUUGGAAAAUUUUACUGAACGUAGCAGUAGUAAUGUUAAAAAGUUGAAAAUGAAUUUUGAGAAUGAGGACACAGAUAUCGUUGUAAGUGGAAUAAGUUCUGCUCCAGACAUUGCUUCGCCUGCAGAAAGCGAAAGACCUGUUGCUUCACUUGCAGCAGAUGAGACUGACGAUGGUAAAGAUCUUAUGGGAGUCAUUGCAGAAAUUUGGGGUUUAGAGCUACACUCGGUGCAUCUUAUCACACUAAAGGAUACAGAGAUGUUCUUUCAAACUAAGCUGCUUGAUGCUCUCAAAAUUUAUAUUCGGACAAUACCUAAUGUGUUGGAGGGAUCAUUUGAGUUCUUUAUAAAUCUCCUCACCAAUCCUUUAGCAUUACCAACCAACAUGCAGUGCUGUCUCUUGUCUCUGCUAGUAGAGUACGUUGGAUUCUUGCCAAGCAGUGGGAUUCCCAUUAGAACCCCUCCACUGAUGUACAAGCAUCUACAGCCAUUCAUUAACUUGUUGAUUUUUUCUCCAACCAGUGACAUAAAGGAUCUGUCAUAUGGUUUGGCACGGGCAGCUAUGUUUAGUACUGGUGCAUUUGACAGAAACCUAGACGAAAUUGGGGCAUGGUUCUUAUUUUUACCAGGUUAUAACAGAGUAAAGAUGCCUGCUACGGUCCUAGGGGUGGAACUGUUGCACAGCUUGUCUCAAGUUGUUAUCUCAUUUUUAUGCGAUGCCAUAUCUACUAUCGGGAAUAAUUUAUUCAAAUAUUGGGAUAUUGUCAAGCAUUACAUGUGCCAUUUGAAAGGUGUUAAAGAUGUAUCUCCUAGUUUCAGCCCUCUUGUCGUGUGUGUCUUGCAGAAGUGUCUAAGGUUGCUAACUUCUGAAUCUGGAAGCUUUACAUUGCCUGAGAAGUCAAUCAUAUCAUUAUAUGUAUGCAAUACACUAAAAUAUCUCUUGCAAACCCAGGUAGAUGCAGGAUUGUUAUCUUCUUUAGUUGAACUAGUCAUGUCUGAGAAACUUGGUGACUGUUGCCGUGUUGAUGAUUCUGGAGAUUUAUUCUGUGAGUGGAGACCAUUGACGAACUUAUUGAUCUUCUCACAGAGCAUUUCACAUCAACAAACUUCUUGCAUUUUUUCUACAGAUAAAAUGGCUAUGCCUGUUGACAGUUCUUUUGCAAGUAUACUUGAUGAAGUUAAAAGAUUUGUAAGCAGUGGGGGUGGUGGAAAUAUAGCUGGCAUAACCAAAUCAUUUGCUUCCUCAAUUAUUUGUACUUCGCCUGAUGGGAUAUUGAAAAAUUUUCCAUCAGUCAUGACCAUUUCACGCAACCUUCUUGGAGUUCCUAUGCCAAUCUUAUCAUUGGUAUUCUUUCUUGAACAAGGCCUUCUUACCAGUGUUUCUAAGUUAUGGCCUGACAUAUUCUUUCCUGGUUUGGAAAUGGCUCUAUCUAUUAGUCAUUGUGAAGGCAAAGAAGAUGAUGCCAGUGAAAAUGAUGCCAGUGAAAAUGAUUUUGGUGCAGGUGAAUCUGCUGCUGCAUUUACUUUCUUUUUGAAGCAGGCGCCUUUCCAUGUGCUCUUUCCUGCAAUUAUGAACAUUGAUGGUCCUUACUCAUUGGAGCCCUUGAAAAUACAAGACCUGCUUCUGACUAAAUUAUCUGACUCAACAGCUGAUUGCCACCGUAUUUCAUAUCUGCGACUUGUGCUAUUUUGGAUCCACCAGAUACAGUCAUCUUAUAAAAUUAAACCAUUAGUCAAACUACAACAACUUGCUGAGAUUUGCUUUAAUCUCGUAGAGAACUUGUUACCUCAACUAUUGGUUUUGAAAACUGAUUCUGAUUGUUCCAAAAAUUGUGUGGUUCCUUUGUCAAGACAAGAUAUUAAAGAAGUGGCUGAAUCCAUAUUCUGUCAUCCUGCAGUGAUAGCGUCAUUAUCCUGUCCUUUGGAUUGUAAAGAAGACUUGGAAAAUAUAAACAUGGUCAACAGUUUGGACAUGUUGAUUAGUUUAUCCAGGCAGAGAAUUCAUAAAUUGGAUCAUCAUGUCUUAAAUAUACUGACAGGAACUUCUGAGUACUUGUUGGCUCUAUGCAAUGGUCAAGAUUCUAUACCCAAAAUUAACAAAAAUGCUAAUAAGCAACUUGUGAGGGCUUUUAAAGCCCCCGUGCAGAGGCUUAUUCUGGAAGCCAGGGAGAAGUUUGAUCUGUGCAUUCAUACUAAAGAUCUGAUGCCCCUCCUCCCAACAUUUUAUGCUUUGCAUGCUCUGAUUCAUUUUAUAUCCCCUUUUGAGCUUCUUGAAUUAGUUCAAUGGAUGUUUAGUAGGGUUGACAUGGAAAACGUCACAGUUUGGAAAAAUUCCAAGAUAUGUGCUCUCUCUGUUGGAUUUUGUAUUGCUGCUGGUGCUUUCAAAACUGUGUCUAGUUAUUUGGAGCAGCCAAUUACAAGGAGAGUACCAUACAAUUUAUUAUGGGAAAUAGAAGAAGACAAUAUCAAUGUCGACAUAAUUGAGGAGGUCUACAUUAAAGUGGUAAAUUUUGCCAUGCGUUUUGAAUCAGAUUUUGCAGAUAUAUGCUUGCUGGAAGCUGUUAAUACUGGUUACAGACAGAAAUACAAUGAACAGACUAUAUUUCAUCCAUUAAGUUUGGUGUUGUCGAGGGUUUUAUCAAUCACUCCUGUGGAAUUGCUUUCCCAUUGCAUUUACAGGACAAACAAGACGAAAGCUAAAUUAUUGUUUCUUCUUACUGAGAGAAGCUCCCUACAUUUGUCAAUCUUUGGGAACUUAUUUUUGGAUAUCCUGAAGAAAGAUUUUCCUCACAAGGACAAUGUGAUGGUGGAAAGCUGUGGCCUUGCCCUUUCCGAUGAGGAUUUCAUGAUGCUUCUGCCUGCUGCUUUGUCAUACCUGAAAUCAAUGUUUAUGAAAUUUGGAAAUCAGUACCAUAGGCAUUUUGAAGACAUAUCUUCUUUAUAUUCAAGGAUUCUUUUGAAUGGUUUCCUUCACUGGAAGAGCUUUGUCUCUGGAAAUAUAUUUGAGGAGGAAUAUGGCGAGUUCUUGCCAUCAUCUACCCAAGAACUUUUGAGUAUUGUGGAUGGCACUCUUCUUGGAAAAUCUAUUCAUAUGUUGCAGUUUCACUUUGCCUUCAGAGGAGUGUCAAUGAAAAUGAAGAAGCGAUUGAAACUAUUUGAUAAAAUUUUCCCACGUUCUAAUGCACAUGAUGAGCUGUUAGACUGUGAUGUUGGCGAGAUGGAUUCUCAUUCACUUAACCAGUCAUUAAACCAUAUAAAUAGAGUUGUUGCUAAGAUAUCUUUUUGCAGGAUUUUAUUAUUUAUGGAAAAUAAUCAGAUUAUGCCUUUGCCAAAAGAAACAAAGGGGGACUUGAAGGAAGUUUCUUUAGAAAGAGGAUCAAAUUCAGAGUCAUCAAGGAUGCGGUUUAUGAACAUCUUGGUGAGUAGUUGGCAAUGGAUUACUAAGAAAUUACCAUUAAUUUCUGAUAGUUCUGCAAAGGAAAAGAGAAUAGACAGUUCUACGCUCUACAAACACUUGGGAGUCUUCAUUUUGAAAAGUAUUUUUGAGUUAACUGCAGAGAUGCAUGAUGGCCUUGUCCAAUUGCAAUCUGUUCCCUUUCUUGAGGAAUUGAUGAAGUCGGCUCUUCUAUAUAGAUUUGAGGAUCCCACAACUCUGAAAGCACUCCGAGGUAUCCUAACUUUGCUGUCUGAUGGAAAAUUUUCACGUGUCUCAUAUAUUCAGCUGCUGGUUGCCCACUCUCAGUUUGCCCCUACAAUUCAUUCAGUCUCCAAAUCAUCUGGAUGUCCUCCUAUUGGUGCAUUUUCAAGGCCUAUGUCCAGCAUUCUGAGAUCACUUAUCCCUUCUACUAAACAUAAUGCAGUUAGUGGCAAAAGUGAUGUGGAAACAGCUAAGCUGUAUGUGAGACAGUUGGAAGUUAUUAAAUUACUCUGCGUACUCUUUCCAGUAAAGGCUCAUCAAGCUGGUUUUGAUUCUGGAAAAGAUUUUGGCAUAAAUUUUAAAGAGUUGCACUUACUUCUAUUGUCUUCUUAUGGUGCAACACUCAGUGAAGUUGAUUUGGAGAUAUAUAGUCUGAUGAACAAAAUUGAGUCUGUGGAUGGAUCAGACAUUGUGAAUAUUGCUGAAAUGGAUUACCAAUGGGGAAGAGCUGCUUUAAAAGUCAAAAAAGAAUGGGCUGUUGAGCAAGAUAUAUCUUCGGGUAUCAUGACUGAUACUGCAACAAUUGAAGAGCGUCGGAAAAGUCAAUUUAGAGAAAACCUUUCAAUUGACCCCAAAAUAUGUGCAUCAACAGUGCUAUAUUUUCCCUAUGAUGCAAUUGCAUGUGAUGAACCAUUGUCCUUGAACAAGGUUCAAUCCGAUUAUAGCAGGGAUAUCCUUCAGGCACAUUCUCCUGUUGUUGAAAAUAUAGAUCGUUAUGAUCCUGUUUUCAUAUUGCGCUUCUCAAUUCAUAAUCUGUCGUUGGGCUAUAUUGAACCUGUGGAGUUUGCUGGUUUAGGCUUGCUUGCAGUUGCAUUUGUUAGCAUGUCUUCAUCAGAUGACAGGAUAAGAAAAAUGAGUUACGAGACUCUUGGAUUAUUUAAGCAUGCAUUGGAGAAGUGUCAAAAGAGGAAGGAUGUAAUGCAACUCCGGCUUCUAAUGAAUUAUGUGCAAAAUGGUGUAGAAGAGCCAUGGCAGAAAAUCCCCUCUGUUAUUGCUCUUUUUGCUGCAGAAGCAUCUUUUGUGUUGUUGGAUCCUUCGCAUGAUCACUAUACCACCAUAAGUAAGCUUUUGAUGCAGUCUUCUAGGGUAAAUAUGAAGGGUGUACCAUUUUUUAACAAUUUUUUCUGGAGUAGCACUGUUAAUUUUAAAGCAGAAAGGUUGUGGAUACUUCGCCUACUGUAUGCAGGGUUGAACUUAAAUGAUGAUGCCCAAAUAUAUAUCAGAAACUCUAUUAUUGAGACAAUACUGAGUUUUUAUGUCUCUCCUCUUUCAGAUAAUGAAUCAAAGGAACUCAUUCUUCAGAUAGUGAAGAAGUCUGUCAAAUUGCAUAAGAUGGCUCGUUAUCUAGCUGAACACUGUGGCCUCUUUUCAUGGUUAUCGUCUAUUCUCUCAUUCUCCAGUAGAAGGCUCUUCAAAGAUGAAAAAAGUUUUUUUUUAAUGCAAUUGCUUGUGGUAUUAGAGGUUGUCAAUGAUGUUAUUUCAUCUAGAAACAUUACUGAAUGGUUGCAAAAAGACGCCCUGGAGCAGCUUAUGGAACUUUCUUCGCAUCUGUACAAAAUCUUCUUUGGUGAUACGACACUCAUAAAGGAAAAUGUGGCAUUGGUUAAUCCAUUUCUGCAAAUAAUAAUAGCAACAUUGAAGAUAUCGCAGAAAAGGAAAAUAUACCAGCCACAUUUUACUCUAUCAGUUGAGGGUUUAUAUCAAAUAUAUGAGGCUGUUAAUGUAUAUAAUUAUGCCGGCUCUUGCCCUUGUGCAGAGGUUGCACUCAAAGCUGUACUUAUGGGUACACCUCCAGUAGCUCUUUUCCACAUGAAUCAGGACAAGCUUUCAAGUUUUGUUAUGUGGGCAAUUUCCACUGCUUUGAAAUCGGACUCUGCACAAAUGCUUCAGUUCAAAGAAUCUCAUCCUCGUAUCACUAUUUCUUUGGAGGAAGAGGUCUAUGAGGAUUCCUUGAUAUCAAAACUUUUAUGUUGGCUAAGUGCUGCUGUAAUUCUUGGGAAGCUUUCUUGGAAAUCUAAUGAUUUGGGCCCUGAAUUUUCAAAUCGUUUAAAACUAGGAACUCUGCAAUCUUUAUUAGAUCUUAUUGGAAAUCCAUGUGGUGAAAGCAUCCAAAACAGAUUUGGCUGUGAGGAUUUGUUGGCUUCUACAAUUUUCUUCCUCCAACAGCUUCUUGGCGUCAAUUGCAGAGUGCUCCCGUCAGUUAUAUCUGCACUUUGUCUCCUUUUCUGUGCCUCCAAUUUUGCAGAAUCCGGAUCAGCUUUCUUCCAUGGUAAUGAGACUCUUGUGGCAUCACUGUGCUCAAAGAUACGUUGUCCUGCUGAAGCAAAUCCUGCAUGGAGAUGGUCAUUUUACCAGCCAUGGAAGGAUCGUUCAUUGGAACUCAGUGAGUUACAGAAGAUGGAUGAACAACAGGCUUGUCAAACUCUUUUAGUCAUUUUUGCAAAUGUGCUUAGAAAGAAAUCACUAGAUUUGCCGGUAUUAUCACCUCUAGAUGUGGAGAGAUGUGGCGUAUAUGAGUGGGAAAAAGGUAUUAUAGGGACUUGUAGUGCAAAUUCCAACAUUGAUAAAUGAAGAGAGAUUAUGGGUUCAAAUUUUGUCCGGAAAGGUAGUGUAAAGUAUUAACUGAGUUCACUUGAACCCCAUGAUUCUUAAUGUAUUUGUGGAUUGAAAAUGGAUAAUGAUUAUUGGUCACAGCCA